Messenger RNA from Aedes albopictus (Asian tiger mosquito), 900 nucleotides. RefSeq names its product E3 ubiquitin-protein ligase KCMF1-like. The transcript is spliced from 2 exons. The record is from RefSeq and is a predicted model, not a curated record. The coding region runs from base 239 to 838 and encodes 199 amino acids. Lineage: Eukaryota; Metazoa; Arthropoda; Insecta; Diptera; Culicidae. Gene Ontology annotation, molecular function: zinc ion binding.
UGAUUCAUACUACCGUUAAUAGUUUUCUUUCUAUUUUGUUUUGUUAUAUCAUUCACAAGCAUUCGGGGCAGCUACAGUAAGAUUAAGUAGGUAGAAAGAAGUAGGGGAAGUUAGUUUGGCACUUGAGAUAACGCCACAGCAACUGAUAAAAUUGCGAACAGAACGCUAGCUUUAGUGAACAUAGUAUUCAGUCUGAGCUGUUUCAAUCGUUCACUAGUUAUUCUCCCUAGAUUCCAAAAUGAGUGAUGAGCAUAAAGGUAUUCGCUGUGACUAUUGCCAGGAGGACAACUUCACUGACAUUCGGUACGCUUGUCUGGUGUGCGAGAAUUAUGAUUUAUGCGAGACAUGUUUUGAAGGACGACAUUCCAACUUGUUGCACAAGCCAUACCACCCAAUGCAACAGAUUCUGACAGAAGAAGAAUUUUCCAAAAGGCUAGAUGAAAGUGAGUCGGAGGAAGUGUACACAUUUCGCUGUCCAUAUUGCGGCGAUGACGGCUUCACCGCUAGCAAUCUGAUCGCACACUGUGGAUCUUAUCAUUAUGAAGGUGGGCAUCCGGUGCGAUGCCCAAUUUGCCUUGUAUACCAAAGGGUUAAUGUACGAUUCCUCAACAAUACCUUUUACCAGCAUGUGCAAAAUCGGCACCAUGAAUACUGCACUCCAGCGGAAGAGGUUUCGAAUUCCAACGAAGCACAAGAAUGUCCUAUCUGUAUAGAGCAAAUGCUGUCGGAUUAUAAUAUUAGGUAUCUUUCCUGCACACAUCAAUUCCAUUCAGAAUGUAUAAAUGUAUGGCUUCAAAAUAAUUCUAGUUGUCCAGUAUGUAGAAUUGUAGUAGACUAAUUAAAAUGAAUUCAGAGAAUAUAUUUUCAUGAUUUUUGCUCGUUUUUUUAAACACCAGAUAA